Molecule: messenger RNA, 1291 nt
Organism: Vigna angularis (adzuki bean)
Lineage: Eukaryota; Viridiplantae; Streptophyta; Magnoliopsida; Fabales; Fabaceae
Product: rho GTPase-activating protein 1
Exons: 3
Biological process (GO): signal transduction
Molecular function (GO): GTPase activator activity
Source: RefSeq, a predicted model, not a curated record
CCCGCUUGACUACAAAACAUGGCAUGACACAUAUAUCUCGAAAUAGGUAUAAACAUGGAAUGGAAUGCAUAUGCAGGUCAAAUCAGCUCUGCUGAAGUUCAUUAAACUUGUGACUAAUAAAAUAAACUAUAUGAAUAAAAAUACUCAUUGCAAAAGAGAAAAACUACAUCUUAUCAAAGGAAUUGGAAAAUGUGAAGUCUAGAGGAUACAAACAUGGAUACGACAAGGACACAGAGGGGAUUUCAGGCAGAGGGGAUUUUCAGAAUUAAUGCAGACAAUACUCAAGAGGAGAAUGGUAGGGAUCAAUUGAACAGGGGAUUGGUAUAAUAUAAAAAAGAAACAUGGUACAUGUUUGGAAAUACCCUGAUAUCUGCUUGGUUUAGGGAACUGCCUACUGGUGUUCUGGAUUCUUUAUCACCAGAGCAUGUAAUGCAGUGCCAAACUGAAGAUGAUUGUGCAGAACUGGUUAGGCAGCUACCUCACACUGAAGCAUCCCUCUUGGACUGGGCUAUUAAUCUGAUGGCUGAUGUUGUCCAAGAGGAACGCCUGAAUAAGAUGAAUGCACGCAACAUUGCAAUGGUUUUUGCACCAAACAUGACUCAUAUGGCAGACCCUUUGACUGCAUUGAUGUAUGCAGUUCAAGUGAUGAACUUCCUGAAGACACUUGUAUUAAGGACACUGCGAGAGAGAAAGGAUUGUGUGGUAGAAUCGUCUCCUGGGUUUUGCUUAGAGCCUUCUGAUGAGAAUGGGGAUCACAGUCUUCUGGAGCCCUGCCAGCAAGAUGAUGUUGGCACUGAAAAUGAAGAGUCUGGAGAAACCUUUGUUUCUGAGAAAAAUGUAUCAGAAUGUUCUCCUGAAUCUCUCCAAAACAAAUAUUCAACUAUAGGAGAAUGUGGCAGUUUGAUAGGCUCUUCUGAGAAUCUGGAAUUUGAGGAGGAAUUGCUUUGUGAGUUUCCAACCAAAGGAAACCUUGAAAAGAGUAAGAGUGGACAAUCAAGUGAUUCCAUUGCUAAAAGGGGGUCCAGAAAAACCAGGGGCCUGCAACAACCUGUGAUCCAUGCAACAGUGUCUGCAGAGAAAAAAGGUAUCAGUAAUCUGAGUCGCAUAGAUUCAAGAUCAGAGCGAAUAGAAGCCUGGCGGUGAAAGGAUUAUCCCUGUGAUUGAAUGUAGUUUGAUUCUGACAUUGUGCAUUGUAAUUGAAGUUUGUUUCAUGUACAAGUUUGUGAAGUGGUUCAAGUUUUAUUUCCUCUGUUUGUUUACUUGGUGGAUUCUAGAAUCUCACUGACAUUGU